GAUUUCACAGUGCCAACCGCUUGCAACAUGCUAUUACCCGCUGUAAGACGUCGCAUUGGCGUCCCACAGCUGCCUGGCGCUCGUCGCCGAGCUCUUCCUCCUCGCCGCAGCUUGAUCCCCGCUCCGCGCUCCAACUCAGGUCCUCUCAUGGAGCGCCGAGCUGAUCGAGAGUUGCCGUCCGUCAAUGGCGAGCGCCGCUGGCUACGCACGCUGCCACUUUUCGCGGUUGUCGUGGGUGCAGCCAUGCUAGGUAUAUUCAACUAUCAAAAGUCAUCCUCAAGUGUGGUCAGCAGUACUCUGUAUGCGCUACGGAUUUCACCGCGGGCUCGGGAGAUUCUCGGUGAUGAGAUUUACUUUGCCCAGAAAAUCCCCUGGAUCAGCGGUGAAAUGAAUCAGUUACAUGGUCGCAUCGACAUUUCGUUCUGGGUCAAGGGAACUAGAGGCAAGGGCAAGAUGAGGUUCCGGAGUAUCAGACCCAACCGGAUGAGUUAUUUCCGUACGGAAGAAUGGAGCCUCGAAACAGAAGAUGGAACAGUGGUUCAGCUCCUCGACAGCGACAGUGACCCGUUCCGGCAGAGCAAUUAAGGACAAUGCUCACAUUUUCGCGGAGCACAUCAAGUUCCAAAUGUGGUGCAAAGAUGCCUGGAGAUAUGUGUUUGUAGAUAGACAACGCCCCAACUGCACCAUGCAGGGGCUUUCGGUCGUUGAAGAGCCUCUGUCAUUUUACUUAUCCUGGCAUAUAGACACAAAGUGUGGCCGGACUGACAUGGAAAGCAAGUCUGAGGAGAUGAAAAGAGAUCUGAUCUGACCAAAGGAUAUCAUUUACAUGUCAAAUAAGAACGUCGCUCUAUGGAGGGAAAUAAUAUGAUGUUACAAUCCAUCUCACAGGACGGAAAAACGGUGUGAGGCAGCUUGAGAA
This is a messenger RNA of Aspergillus saccharolyticus JOP 1030-1, 919 nucleotides long. Its product is annotated as cytochrome c oxidase assembly factor 1 family protein. Gene Ontology annotation, cellular component: mitochondrial inner membrane. Gene Ontology annotation, biological process: mitochondrial respiratory chain complex IV assembly. Lineage: Eukaryota; Fungi; Ascomycota; Eurotiomycetes; Eurotiales; Aspergillaceae. The record is from RefSeq and is a predicted model, not a curated record. Bases 28 to 585 code for a protein of 185 amino acids. The transcript has 2 exons.